Messenger RNA from Neohortaea acidophila, 990 nucleotides. RefSeq lists its product as uncharacterized. The transcript has a single exon. The record is from RefSeq and is a predicted model, not a curated record. The coding region runs from base 120 to 386 and encodes 88 amino acids. Lineage: Eukaryota; Fungi; Ascomycota; Dothideomycetes; Mycosphaerellales; Teratosphaeriaceae.
GUCUUCAGCAAUGAGAAUAGCAGAUGGGUUCGGGGAACGAAGAUGUGAAGUACGAGUAUGUGCAGAUCGGCGUUGUGGUUGGCAUUGUCUCACGUCCUCCUCACCGUACAGAUUGAGCAAUGCACAUUGCACGCUUGUGCGUUUCUCUUUCAUCUUCCUUCCUGCCUCCGCUUUUCUUCCCCUUCGUCCUGCUUAUCCUUUCUCCUGCUCAUGCAUCGCCCUACGUCCUCCACCAAAGCAUCACCAUCUUGAAGCGUGAAAAGCAAAGUAACGGAGCUCGCAUCAUCUGCGGGCGCUGUGGGUGUGACGGCACCGAGAGUGUCAUGGCGCUAGGGUGUGAACGCGUUGAGCGCUCUCCCCCCUUCUCCGACUGGUCAAUCUCGUGAGGUGUACGUGGGUGAAGGCGACGCGCAGGAAACACAAGCAGCAAUGUUCAUUGCGCAGCAAGUUGUUGGCUCAGGGGUAGGUGACACUGUCUUGCGCUCUCCUUCUCCGACUCCGCCCGCGUGAACUGAUGAUGGUGUUCGCGGGUACUCUAGUUGUGUUGCAUGCUGCGCUCAUCAAGACCUUAGGUGGACAGCUUCUCUACGCGUUCUUGUCAGUUACGAGGCGGAUUGGCCGAUACUGUCUUCGUGCUAAGGUGUGGUCGUUGGAAGGGGAAAUGUGUACGUUGUGAUGUCUGCCGCUAGAGUGAUACUCCUCCCAGGAUGGGUGUCCUCGGGGGAGAAAUGUGUGUGAUCGUAAUGAGCAUCGGCGUGUUACUCUUCCGCAAGCUCUUCUCCUUGAUGAUGCCGGGUGAUGAUUUACCCUGGGGCUGAGGCAGUUGAAAUGAUGGUGCCACGAAGCCUGGCGGAAUGCAAUUUUUCGCACCAGCUGCUCUUGAAGAAAGAUGUGGUGAUAUAUGUGGUGAUAUUGGCGGGUGUUGAUGUAGGGAGGUGUAUGAUGGCGAGAAUGCCCGUCGCGGUGCUAUCCUUGCGCUCUUUCCUUGGG